AUGGCUCCUUUGCUGUGCCAAACAGCCCCCUGUAACAACACCUUUGAUAAACUCUAUCUCCCCGCUAUUGAUUCCAACAAGCAGCUCACUGACAUCAAACCCAAAAAGAAUGUUAGCUUUGCCUAUUGCGUACAAGCUGUAGAAGUCCCUUCCGUUUCGGAGAUGACCAAACAAGAGUAUCGUUCCACCUUUUAUUGCUCCAAAGACUAUAGACAGAUUGAACGAGAGAAUGGAGAAAUUCUCCAGCAAAUGGAGAGGCAGCAGAAAGUCGAAGUUGAAACUGAAUCCUUGUACUUUCGUGGCUUGGAAGUUCAAUUGCCCAGAGCCAUGCAAGAACGGUCACGACUACGAAGAUUUGUGGUCUCGGAAGUCUUGCGAGAGCAAGGUCGCUAUGGAAGAAUUCGCAAGGAAUGGGUGGAGAACUUUUCUUCACGCUUUACAUCACAGAAUGCAGCAGCGGCACAACGACGGGGAGCAUGGGACAUGAGAGCCACUGCCAAGGACAGUGAUGAUUCUUCUUGUUCUCAAUGA
Molecule: messenger RNA, 531 nt
Organism: Cylindrotheca closterium
Lineage: Eukaryota; Bacillariophyta; Bacillariophyceae; Bacillariales; Bacillariaceae
Source: the annotation of a GenBank genome assembly